CUGGACCUUUUUUGUUUGAGGAGACAUGACUUAGCCCGACAACUGACCAGAUUUGAUCCGCAGCUCUUCCUCUCUUAAGUUAUUUGUUGGCCACUGUUCUACUUUGCUGCUGUGAGGCAGAGCAGUCCCGCUCUGCCCGGGAAGCAGGGACAGACAGACAGAGAGGCCGCCCUGCGAAGUGUUCUCCUUUUCAUGGAUGCCAGGGUGGACCUGCUGCACUUAUGGACAGUCCUUGUCCUCCUAACAACUGAAUUGAUGUGGACUGAUGCCGCAGAGGUCUACACCAACACUUGGGCUGUCCAGAUCAAUGGGGGGCCAGAGGAGGCUGACCGCAUCGCCAGGGAGCAUGGUUUUAUCAACCUUGGCAAUGUUUUUGGAGAUUAUUAUCACUUCAGUCAUCAUGCUGUGGAGAAAAGGGCUUUGUCUGGCCACAAGGGGAUGCGCACCAGACUACAAAAAGAACCACAGGUUCUGUGGGCAGAGCAGCAAGUAGUGAGAAAAAGGAAAAAGAGGGAUGUCUAUGAAGACCCAACAGACCCUGAUUUUCCCAAGCAGUGGUACCUGUCUACCCCAACACACCAAGACCUGAAUACUAAAGUGGCCUGGGCUCAAGGAUACACAGGAAAAGGUGUUGUGGUGACUAUCCUAGACGAUGGGAUUGAAAAGGACCAUCCUGACCUCAUCAGCAAUUAUGACCCUGAGGCCAGCUAUGAUGUUAAUGACGGAGAUGCCGACCCACAGCCGAGAUACACGCAGCGGAAUGAGAACAGACAUGGAACUCGAUGUGCAGGAGAAGUUGCUGCUGCAGCCAACAACGGUGUGUGUGGUGUAGGUGUGGCCUAUAAUGCUAAAAUUGGAGGAGUUCGCAUGUUGGAUGGGGAAGUGACAGAUGUGGUGGAGGCCCACUCUCUGAGCCUCAACCCUCAGCACAUCCACAUUUACAGUGCCAGCUGGGGACCAGAGGAUGACGGCAAGUCGCUGGAUGGCCCUGCCAAGCUGGCUAAGGAGGCGUUCCUCCAGGGAAUCACCAAGGGACGCAACGGACUGGGCUCCAUCUUUGUGUGGGCCUCGGGGAACGGUGGCCGGGAGCUGGACAGCUGUAACUGUGAUGGCUACACCAACAGCAUUUACACCCUGUCCAUCAGCAGCACCACGCAGUCCGGCAACGUGCCGUGGUACAGCGAGCCCUGCUCUUCCACCCUCGCUACCACCUUCAGCUCUGGAAACCCCGGGGAGAAACAAAUAGUGACCACCGACCUGAGGCAAAAAUGCACAGACUCUCACACGGGGACAUCUGCUUCGGCCCCGCUGGCGGCUGGGAUCAUCGCACUGGCUCUGGAGGCCAAUAUGAACCUGACCUGGAGGGACAUGCAGCACCUGGUGGUCAGAACGGCCCAGCCCGGACACCUCGGCGCCGGAGACUGGAAGACCAAUGGAGUGGGACGCAGAGUGAGCCAUUCAUACGGUUACGGGCUCUUGGAUGCCGGUGCUAUGGUAGCUCUGGCACAAAACUGGACCACAGUGGGGCCACAGCACCAGUGUGUUCACACCAUGCUCACUGAACCAAGAGAUAUCGGGAACAAGCUGCUUUUCAGCAAGAGCGUGGAUGCCUGCUGGGGGCGACCAGAGUAUGUCAGCUCUCUGGAACACGUACAGGCUCGCCUCACUCUCUCCCACAACCAGAGAGGGAAAUUGGCCAUUCAUCUCAUCAGCCCACUGGGUACACGCUCCACCCUGCUGUUCCCCAGGCCCAAUGACUUCUCCUCAGAGGGGUUCAACGACUGGGCCUUCAUGACCACCCACUCAUGGGACGAGGAUCCUCAAGGGGAAUGGACCCUGGAGAUAGAAAACGUAGCAGCUAAUGGACGUGACUAUGGCACACUGGGUCAGUUCACCCUCAUCCUGUGGGGCACUGGACCCAGCAUAAUAAACCCCUCAUCAUCCGACUUCCCUCGGCCAUCCAACAAUAGCUGCAAGACCUUUGACGCUCAGCAGAUCUGUAUCGAGUGCAGCCCCGGCUUCUCUCUCUUCCUCCAGGGUUGUGUGAAGUUGUGUCCACCGGGUUUCACCUCAGGGCUGCAGCUCCUCAACUUGUCUCUGGAGAAUUGGGUCGACUUGUCCUCAGUCCAAGCCUGCCUGCCCUGCAACCCCGCCUGCCUCACCUGCUCUGGCACCGGACCUACAGACUGCCUGUCCUGCCCACCUCACAGCCACCUGGUCCUCACCUCCUGCCUGCACCAGAACCAAGUCCAGAGAAAAUCCCCUCUAGCUGGGGGACUCCAGGGUGAUGAAGCCCAGCCACAGGGGGAGAUCCCAGCAGCAGGUGACAAUACCAAGGAAGGCGAAGAACCUCCGGGGCUCAGCAUAGCUCCAUCCACUCGGCUGCCUGCUGCUGUGGCCAUGCUCAGCUGUGCCUUCAUCCUGGUAGCCUUCGUCGGGGUCUUCCUCUUGCUGCAGAUGCGCUCAGGUGGUGCUUCUUUAGGCUGGAGGACCAAACUGCCCUCUGUGUAUUCAGAGACAAGGGGGGAGCGGGUGGGGUUUGGUUUUGGCUUCGGCCAAGGACCGGAGAGGAAGGCAAGGAUAUGCUACAAGGGGAUCCCCACCGUGUGGGGGGAUGAGGACAUGAUUGCCUACGAGUCUGAAUCAGACAGCGAGGAAGUGGAUGGCCACAGCGAGAGGACCGCUUUUAUCAAAACACAAAGCUCUAUCUAGCUGAACCUGCAGGAGAAUCACACAGGCUCAGUCAAAAACAAAACGCAGGCCUUACUGUCCCAUUAGCACCCCAACCAAAUGCAUUAGAGUCAGCCAUGUUUUUCAUGUAUUUUACAUUUUUGAUUUUGUCAGGUGUAUUUAUUAUGCCUUUGACUCUGCAACAAAUUUAAGGUAUUAUGCAAUUAUUUCACUUAAUUUUACUAAAUAAGCCACUUUACCAUAUUUGUCCACUCUAUUAAAGGAAUAUUCCAGCAAUUUAACAUUGUACCUCCAUAAAGUUAUGGGAUUACAAGAGAUGGAUAUUAAAAAGAAUGGUCAAAUCACAGAAACCUACAUUUCCCAUAAUGCAGCCCAGUAGCAUCGUUUCUUAGAUCCCGCUGCCUGAUAAAUGUAGGCUUUGUGAAAAAGUCAAAAUAACCUUGAUGACAUCAUCAGGUUUGUUUUAUCAGACUUGGCAAAACUAGUCCAGCAUCCCACAGGACGUACAGUAUACGUACAUCACAGGCUGUGAUAAGUGACAGAACCUAGUGUGAAAUGGGUGGAGUGGCCCUUUAAGCCAGUAGCGUGCAUUACUUUAUCACAUAUGUAUGAUUUGUCCCCAACCCAAACACCUGGCCACCAGCACAGGCAGAUUUCAAAUAAAUUGGCUCUUUAUAUUUAUGUCAGACAGUGGGCCAGAGAUCAUGAAGUUGACGCGCUGUUUAUUACUAGCAAGAAUGCGUUAGAUUGAAGAUUUCUGCAGCCUACUGCAACGGCAUAAUAAAACAUCCUGCAGGCAGUUUGAGAAGCAGAAAACUGUGAUAGAUGCUGUCUCCAAUCAAACCACCGCAGCACAGACAUACAGUAUCUGAGAUAUCAGUCACAAAAAUCUUAUUGACUUCUACAAGAAAACACACUUUUGAGUGAAAUAAAAAAAAAAAAAAACCCUUGGCCCAAAGCCGCUCGGCUGACCCUUACAACGUUUUUUUACUUGAUUGAUACUGGUAAGAAAUAUGAUCAUUUUCUCUUCAUUUUCCCCACAGAGUACAUAUUGAUCUCGGAUCUUCUCUUUCUAUUGUGAGCACCAUACAUUGGCAGUCAAGCUUCAUGUCCAAUCUAUAACAGUGUAGACCUGUCGCUACACAAGCUGAAUCAAAGACUCUGGAUCUAAAAGCCAGAAAUAACGGAACAGAUCUUGUAUCGCAUUUUCUACGUUUGUUUUAUAUCCUUUCUUAUUUAACUGACAGUGGAUGUUGUGGAGAUCAGUUUCACGAUGGAAUAAAAAUGACUUUGGCUGUUGCAUAGAUUUACUGUCUUUGCUGCCAGAUUUCAACAUUUUUAGGGGUUUACGCAUCUUAAAUUCAGCCCCUUCCACACAAACGCCACACGAGAGCAGAUGGUUCAUCUUUUCUUUAUGAACAUAUAUCAUUGUUGCCAGUUUGUUUCCUUCACUCCAGGCGUUGAGCUUUACUGUCUUCUGCCUGCUAUCCAGUUAGUGUCUAGACAAAAAGCCUGAAAGAAACCUUUUUUCCUCAAGCUUCAAUAUGGCAGGCCCCUCAGAGAUUAAAUUAAAAUAAAUAAAAAAGGUUUGCACGCAUGCAGGAAAACAAUGCCAGCCUGUAUCAGCUUUGUUCAUUAGCAGCUUUCCCCUGUUUCACCUUUUACAGUGGCAGGAUGUAACCGAGUUCAUGGGUGAAGGUACAUUCAUUCUGUGGCCCAUAAUUAGAUCUGCCGGGAGAAAUCGCUGCACAUUUCAGUGCCCCUCGGAUGCAACAUGCUUUGCAUUAUAAAUGCUGUAUGUGCGAAAAUAAACGCGUGCACGAAUCGGAUCAUAUAGUUAAGAGUGGAUGACUCUGAAAGGCUUUUAUCUCCUCAUUCAUUACAUGGUUCUGUGAGCUCCUUUCAUUGCUUUUUUCUGGAUGCCCUUUAGCUUGUAUUAAUUAGCUGCCAUGUACUGUACAAUGCUGCCUGCUAACUAGACUUGGCAACAAGAAAUGUUAGAUUAAUUAAUACAACAUACACAAAUCAGAUCCACAUCAGCUGAUUUCACACUGAGAUCAGCUGGUUGCUGAGGUUCCAUUCCCAUUAUUCCACAAGGCCAAACAUUAUUUGUGUCUGAUGCUAAAGCAGACUGUCUGCCCCCCAUCCCUGACAUUGCAGGAGAUGUUGAGAAAUAUGGUUGGCACCAACAGAGUCUAGAAUAAAAUGCAGAGGCUGAGUGGCCCCAGAGUGCCUCCACAAGCAUCAUAGCACCACCAGCAGACACACACACACACACACACGCGCCUACAAAGGCUUCCCUCCACCUAUACAGAGCACUGAUCACUUUCUGGCCUCAGGCGUCCCUGGCAACACAUUUUAUUUGUGUGUGUGUCCCUGAUCCAUGUUUACCUGGAGACCAACCACCGACAGGUGAAGAACUGGAAGUGAGUGAUGUGUCUGACAGCAGGUGAAGCCCUGGACUCUACUGCUCACACUGACUUAACGUUGCCCCCUACUGACUGAGGAUUAAUCAAGCUCUUUACUGAUGCAGAGAGACAACCAGAAAAUACACCAGGCACUAGCACAUUAGAAAAGGAUUCAUUAAUUAUAAUAACUUUGAGGACAAACUUUUUAAAAACAAACUUAUCUUUAUUUACUCCAUCUCUUUUGUAACUCUACUGCAGUUUUGAUCCAUCAUGAAUAAAAAGAAGUCACUGCCUUCAUAUAUUACCUCUGAAUUAACAAAAACAGCGCUACAACAGGUAUCACUUAUUUAAAAAAAAAAAAAAAA
Messenger RNA from Monopterus albus (swamp eel), 5464 nucleotides. RefSeq names its product furin (paired basic amino acid cleaving enzyme) b (gene furinb). Gene Ontology annotation, molecular function: serine-type endopeptidase activity. Gene Ontology annotation, cellular component: Golgi membrane; trans-Golgi network. The record is from RefSeq and is a predicted model, not a curated record. The coding region runs from base 193 to 2712 and encodes 839 amino acids. The transcript is spliced from 16 exons. Lineage: Eukaryota; Metazoa; Chordata; Actinopteri; Synbranchiformes; Synbranchidae. Gene Ontology annotation, biological process: peptide hormone processing.